AGUCAAGUAGCUCCUCAGUGGGUCUCACGAGGGCUGGGUACAGCCCUCUCGCCAACAGCUUUCGGCGGAUUCGGACGGUCACCCAUGCACGUGUUAGCCAAUACCGACGGAAAUUUUGAUCACCUCAAUGAAGAAUAUCCACUUAGACGCAGCGAACAAAGGCAACAUCAUGGACGUGGACAUCGCUGAUGCGUCCGCACCGUCACCGGAGGCGCGCAGGCGCCAGUUCAAUCAGUGCGGCGACGGGGAGCGGUUGUCAGUGCAGCAGGAAGCCCAGAGGAGCAGCAGGAAGCUGAAGAACGGGGCAGGCAUGCGGCAGCACGUGCGGGAGGUGACGCCGUACGACUGGAGCUGCCAGCGUCGCUUGCGGAAGACGCCCGAGGAGGCCAGCAUGUCGCAGAGGGAGGGGCGCCAUAAGGCGAAGGACCUGCAUCCGGUGGUGCCGCCGAGCCGCCCCGCCACCAACGGCUUCAGUGGACGCGCGAGCAUCUGGGCCCCGGGAGGCUUCAACCCGCUUCUCGACCUGAGCCACCUGCUCAACAGCCCCGAGUGGCAACAGGACGGGGCGUAGCACGGCGGCGACGGAGCCCUCGUGUGAUAAC
Molecule: messenger RNA, 602 nt
Organism: Schistocerca cancellata (South American locust)
Lineage: Eukaryota; Metazoa; Arthropoda; Insecta; Orthoptera; Acrididae
Exons: 3
Coding region: 128-571 (147 amino acids)
Source: RefSeq, a predicted model, not a curated record